Zonotrichia albicollis (white-throated sparrow) is the source of this 4965-nucleotide messenger RNA. The record is from RefSeq and is a predicted model, not a curated record. NCBI's taxonomy places the organism in Eukaryota, Metazoa, Chordata, Aves, Passeriformes, Passerellidae.
UAAGUGUGCACGUCUGUGUAAGUGUGAGAGAAUUAUGGUGGCAUUUAAAGGAGUCUGGACUCAGCCCUUCUGGAAAGCCGUUUCGGCAGAGUUUUUGGCCAUGCUCAUUUUUGUCCUCCUCAGCCUCGGCUCCACAAUCAACUGGGGUGGAGCAGAGAAGCCUCUGCCUGUGGACAUGGUCCUUAUAUCCCUCUGCUUUGGACUCAGCAUUGCCACCAUGGUGCAGUGCUUUGGGCACAUCAGCGGAGGCCACAUCAACCCUGCCGUGACCGUGGCCAUGGUCUGCACGAGGAAGAUCAGCCUUGCCAAGUCCGUCUUCUACAUCAUUGCCCAGUGCCUGGGAGCCAUCGUGGGUGCAGGCAUCCUCUAUCUUGUCACACCGCCCAGCGUGGUGGGAGGCCUGGGAGUCACUGCGGUACACAGAGAUCUUUCUGCUGGGCAUGGACUCCUGGUGGAAUUGAUAAUUACAUUCCAGCUGGUUUUUACUAUUUUUGCUAGCUGUGAUUCAAAACGAAGUGAUGUCACUGGUUCAGUAGCUUUAGCAAUUGGAUUUUCUGUUGCAAUUGGACACUUAUUUGCUAUCAAUUACACCGGUGCCAGCAUGAACCCAGCUCGAUCAUUUGGACCUGCUGUCAUUAUGGGAAGAUGGGAAAACCAAUGGGUGUACUGGGUGGGACCGAUAAUCGGAGCCGUCCUUGCCGGUGCUCUGUACGAGUACGUCUAUUGCCCGGACGUUGAGCUCAAGCGCCGCUUCAAAGACGUCUUUGGUAAGGCCACCCAGCCCUCCAAGGGCAAGUACAUCGAGGUGGAUGACAACAGGAGCCACGUAGAGACCGAUGACCUGAUCCUGAAGCCUGGCAUAGUUCAUGUGAUUGAUAUCGACAGGGGUGAGGACAAGAAGGGAAGAGACCCAUCCAGCGAGGUGUUGUCUUCCGUAUGACUAGCAAGAAGCACUGAAAGCAGAGAGCGGCCUGCUAGCACGUCCACAGAUAUCCUUCCACCCAUUAAAGAAACAGAUCUCCUCUAGACUGAGCACCAUCCACUUCUUGAAAGGUAUGGUGUGGGCACAUGCACGGAGUGGUGUCACCAAACCAUACACCUGCUCGGUUGGAAGAUUAGGACUUUGCUAUAAUUAGGACUCCCCAUCAAUUAUUCCAAACUUAGACUUAUUCCUAGUAUUUUCCUUUCCUUCUUUCUGGAGCAACCCCAAAGUCAAAAAAAAGGAGAUGAAAGCAUUCUCCUUUAAUAAAGCAGUCAAUAAUGAGAUAAAGAUAGAGAUGUGUAACAUCCAGAUUGACAGUUAAGACGUACCAGGAAAUGCCUAUAGACAUGAAGACCUACUUAUCAGAUUGUUCUUCUGACACUUAAUUGGCUGUUGUCAGCACCGAUUAUAACAUCUUACCCAUUAAGCCUUCUCUGCGAGGUUCAGAGACAGCACCAGCACUAUUUAAGAGUUUUAUCCACAGUCAAGCAAAGGAAUAUUGUUUCCACUCAUGUACAUCACUAAUGCCUUGCAGACUACCUCUGAAAAAAAUGAUACUUUAACAGGCUUUUAAGAAAAAAAAUUCUAUCAACCCAUCAAAUUUCACUCAUCGGAUUCACUGUAUAAAUACAUUACCUUCAUCCCCAAGAGUAAAUGUGCUGAAAUGGAAUGUUGAAGUGUAGGGUAAUAAGGCUGCAAAGCAGUGGAUUGUACUUCAUGCUCCCUCUUGUCAUUGUCUAUCUGGUGAAACAUUCUCCUGGGGUUUGACUAUUGACCAUUCAGUGUUAGCAGACUCUCAAGGUCAUGCAAAGAAUAUAAAGGCUUUCCUGUUACUUAAUAACUUAAAUAAGAGAUAUCAGAAGAAAAGAAGGCAUAUCUGUUUUCAGUGCACUUGUUUGAAUACACAUUUCUGUGCUAAUUUAUGUAAACUAAAGGUUUAAAUUACUCACCUAUUUUCUUACGAGAUGGUUGGAGAUAGUGUUUUUUUUAAUUUAUUAGUAAUGUAGAGGGGUUUUAACUUUUAACUGUAUUGAGACACUGAUUGGGAAAUAUUUUUUUAUAACAGAUGAUAAAAAUAUGACUGCUUCUGGCUUUUUGUUGUAACUGAUGCCUAACUAUUUGAACAGGUUCACUGCUUGUUCCUGUGUUCAUAUAGUCAUAAACUACACCUCUGGCAAAGGUUUCUUUAUCUGUUGUUAGAAAAAGGUUCAAGUGCUUGCAGGGUGUUUUAGGGGCAAAAGGACAUGAAAUAUGUUUGGUAAACAGUCUUUCCCCUAUAGAGGUUUUUGCCAGACAAAAUCACCCCAGCAAAACAUUUCUGUAAAGCUUUUGCUGACUUACUGCUUUUGUUUCUGAUCAGUGGCUUUGAGUUUUACAAUAUGCAGCUGCAGAGCAGUCAGGAGCAUGGUAUUAUUACCGUAAUUAUAUAGUUUUUAUUUUUAAAUUGAAAACCUAUCCCUGCUUAUUUAGCAAAAAGAGAGGGAAAAAAAAAUAUUAGUCCUGACUGUGGGCUGUAUUAGCCUCAUCUGUUCUUUGACAUACUCUACAUGCAAUCUUUAUUACAGGGAAUUAGAUGUUUCUAAUGAGAUAAUAAACCACUACACCCUCAAAUCUGUGCACUAUGAUCCAAGGGCAAUUCUAGUAUCCCAGCUUGCAGCCUUGUAUAGUCCCAGCGUGUCCUUUUUCAAGUUCCACAUUUUUCUUGUCUUAAUCCCUGUUAUUGUGGUGCAAGUUCCUUGCACUGAGCAUGAGAUUCAUGACUCCUUCCUGCAUUUGCAGUUGAGCAUGGCUGGGGACCUGCAAUGGACAAUGUCAAAUUGCAGAUAAGAGCUCCUUCCCACAGCAAGGACUAAGUAUCCCAAGGGAAGGGCAGCACAGGUGUGGUGUUAUCCACAGGUGGUAGUUGUCCAUCUCUGCUCAGAUGGAUAACUACCAUGAUAAAGAAAUUCAGUGAGAAAGAUCAAAACUUGUUGGGGAUUUGUCUAGGCAGUAAGUUGGGCUUUUUCUUUUACAUAGUUCCAAUCUGUAUUUGUUAAGGGGACAUUUUGGUUAAACCUUUUGCAUGGCUUAAAAAAGUAAAGAGUAAUACACAUAAAAUUGGUGGAUUUUUAAGCAAAGGUUUGCAUUUUUUUGUACUUAAAGACACUCCUUAAUUUGUGAAUUUUGCAUGGUACUGUGUUAUUUAAAUAAGAAGCUGUGAUUUGCUUUAUGCUUAAGGGUCCUUUACACAAAUGGCUUGAUGUGUGUUUUCCUCACCCAGCUUGAUUCUGCUGCUGAGGUGAGCAUAAUGUGAGCAUAGCACCAGCCACCUCUGUUAGGAGGAUCUUUUUCCUAAAAUAGAGGCCAGCAGGCAGUAAAUGUUGAUGCCAUGCCAUUAGACAUUAGCAGGUAAGCAACGUGGGGUAAGUCUGCUCCUGAUCCCACAGAUUAAAACUUGUGGAGGAGUUUGUAAUUGACUACAGUGGAAAUGAUCCUGAGCUUUUUUGGGGCAUGAUGGCUUCUCUCAGACACUUCACUGUGUUUUUUCUAAAAUCCAAGGCUUUCAGCAAUAUGUUUAAUUUUGGAAGAAGAUGCAUUCAAUUUGAGGCUAGUGACCCACCCUAAAGUAAAUCCUUAGCAGUGGCUGUAAUCACAGGUGGUUCUGCCCCACCACAUUCAUAUAAGGGAACAUCACUCUUCAGCAUCCAUUAGCACAGGGAUACGUGCUCCUCUAAGCUGUCUUGCAAUGGUAUCAUCACUGUACAAUAGUCAUGCUUGGUUAAAUAAUAGGCUAGCAUGACCUUUUUAUGGAUUCAAGAUACUUUUGCUUUAGUAUUCUUUUUAAACAUGUACUUUGAUACUGUUUGAGGGAGAUUUGUGUUCUAAAGCUCUUCAGCUCUACACUGCAUCUCAUAACAUACUUGAUGUCCUCUUAAAACAUUUCUUGGUUUUGGUGGGAAAUAGUUUUUUUUAUGAUUGUGGAUAGAAAUCACAGGAAUACUGGCAGGUCUGUCAUCAUUUUGGGGCCCCAAAAAUAGGAUGAGUCUCACUCCUCCAUGAUAGCAGGAUUGUUUUCAAUGCUAUAUUUGCACUUUAACAAGCACCUUCAUAAUAUUAAGUCUCUGGGUUUCUGAAAAGAAAGCAUGGAAGCCAAGGGUGAUUCUAUUGAAGCCCACAAAUACCUUUUAGGUUAUGUGCACUCUGAGGAGUUCAUCACCCAAAUUCUAGCUAUUCUCAGGAAAAAAAAAAAAAGAAGAAACCCUUCAGCAUCCAAGUUGUCAUGAAAACCCUUCUGUCCAAGCAUUCCACCUUUUCGUGGAAGUAGGAGUGAGAUUCAUCUCAUGCUGUGUUUAGGUUUGUCACGUGUAUUUGCAUAUCAGUUUUUCAAAAUGUGCUUUUUUUCUGGUUAUUAGUAAUUACCACAGUGUGUGUUUAGAAAGCUCGAUGGCCAUCUACCUUUCUAGUGCUUGAUGGCAGAGCAACUGCUGCUGUGCUCUGAAACAUCUUAUCUGCUGGCUGUGUAACACAUUCAGGAUAUUGUACACCAUCCAAUAUUUUUAAUCUUAUUAAAAUAUGUGAGAAUUUACAUCGUGAGUCUUUCUUUUCAAGGUGAGAGGUGAAAACACCAUGCACAAUUUUUUGUAUCUCAGUUCAGCCUGUGUGUAUCAGAGUUUCUCAAGGACUUUCUGAAUAGAUAAUGUGUAAAUAUAGACUGCAGUAUUUGCUACCCACUUAUAUGAUCUAAGUCAUCCUGUUGCAGUCUGAAGUUUAGGACAAAGGAGGUAAAGCAAACUAUGUAUAUGGAUUUUUCCACAAGACUGCUUAUUGUUUAAGUGCUUAGUCACCAUGAUAUCAGAACUAAUGUAAUAGAACUUUAAAAUUCCAUAUGUAAUAUUUGGAAUAAUCUACUGAAAAAUUCACUAUAAAAUAAUACAUGAUUAUCUGGUUCCCACAUGUAUUCUACUGUAUCUCACACUACUGUUGCAAAUAAACAAGUGUCAAAA